Molecule: messenger RNA, 2337 nt
Organism: Laccaria bicolor S238N-H82
Lineage: Eukaryota; Fungi; Basidiomycota; Agaricomycetes; Agaricales; Hydnangiaceae
Exons: 18
Coding region: 1-2337 (778 amino acids)
Source: RefSeq, a predicted model, not a curated record
AUGUGGGAUCCUUUUGACUCGGCAUGGGUGGAGACAGCCUACUCUCCUUUGGCAGUGACGCCAGGAUCAACCAUGGCUUCCGACUUCCUCGAAACUACACCAAGAAUUGCGCCAGGUUCUGUAUCUUCGAGCUCCCCAGAGACACAAGACAAAUCAGAAAGCUGGAGAACUUACGGCCUUUCGGAACCCAUCAUCAAAGACUUUGUUUCGAAGUACUCAAAUGGUUAUUCUAUGGAUGUUCGAAGCAUCGAAAUAUCUGUAGAUGGUGCAUUGUCAAAUGAAAGGUCGUUUUCGGACAAGGACACUUUGUGGAAUUUUUUGACUGCAGAGAAGGUUGCGCCAUCAACAUCUAUACGCGUGCUGCUGGUCAAAGAAAUGUCAGGAGAAGCAUUGCAGCUCAUGAGCACGGCUCUUGGUAUACAUCUUGCAUUUUGGGCGUGGGUAGCUUCAGAGCAGGCAUCAGAUGGCUUUUGGCUCAAUACACAUAAUGAUGGUAAAAUUCUGUCCUUCGAUUUACCUGGCUUUGAAUUCUAUUCUGCGAAAACGCCACCUGCAAUGAAAGUUGUACGCGAAGGCCGAUUGAAACAGCUGUCGAGUCGACAUAGGUUCUAUGGGGCUGGGUUGACGGGGGUACAAUCUCACGAUGUUUACAUCAACCGCAGAACUUCUGGUUAUCUUAUUCCCAUGGAUGGCUUCUAUACCUUCGUGUACCUGGCUGAGGAUUGCAGGGCAGUAUCGUCCUUGCCACUCCAAGCUACAGAGCGCACUCAGCCACUUUGCACCGAAUGGUUCAUGCGAAAUUUAAAAGAAGCUGAGACGGAAACGCUGGUCAAAUUUACGAAGGAGCCAGUUGGGAUAAUCUUAGAAGUUGUCAAGCAGCUUCUCAGAACAUGGCAUUCCUUCACGGUUCAGGUCCAGCGUGAUCUAGAAGUCAUCGACGAGUCUCUCCCGGAAAGCUUGCCAGAUCAGCUUCCAGAACAUAAUCUCUACGACAUAGGGACAUACCUCCAUCGUGACAUCGUCCAGACAUUGUAUCGCUUCAAUCUCCAGCUGGGGAAGUACGAGGGCUAUCUCAAGUACCUAGGGAACGGUACCAAGCCACAGUUCCGCCCAGACAUGUACAUCCACGAUACCGCCAAUCUAACGAACAAUCUGUUUGAUUUACGAAGACGUCUCGAAGGAUGCAAAGACCGGGGAAAUAUGAGCUUGACCUUGAUAAAUAACUAUAUUUCCCUCCAACAAGCACGCCUUGCGAAUCGGCAAGCGCUGAUUUCUGCGGAAAUGGCCCGCCUCCAAGUUCAAGAUUCGCAAGCAGGCGGCCGGUUAUCAGUCGUAGCGACUGUUUUCCUGCCCUUAUCGUUUGCUACGUCGUGGCUCAGCAUCAACCAGUCAAUGCCAAUUUGGAUCUUCUUUGUGAUUGCGGUCGGUAGGCAUCGCAAGCAUUCCAUUCCGUUCUGCAUCCUCGUCGUCGGAGAGAGGUUUCUGAUGAGAAGGACAGCUAUACCCACAUUGUAUGACUUGUGUAUGACUCCUCUAAGUCCAUGCUCACUCUAUUUUUGCCUUUUUGAAGAUCUACAUAACUACAGGGAUAGCGGGGUCUUGUGGAAUCUGAACUACGCAAGUGGAGUCCAUAACGCUCCACAAGUCAGUCCCAACAAGUUGCCUUGGAAUAGGGCUGCCAAUCAACUCUCGGCUCUCCGAAUCAUAACUUUUGGUCUCUUCUGCUGUCCCAGUGCUGCUUGUAAUAACAAUGCCGAGAGCUUCCUCGAACGCCGAACGGCAAGCUAUGGUGCCAGAGAGUUGAAGACCUUUCACGACCUGCCCGAUGCCACACAAAAUCCUUUGAUCACCGAACACCCCAGUUUAAUCGAGGAGGAGUAUUGUCGCGUAUUGGAGUUGUACAGCCGCUAUGAGUCCGAGAAGGUCGUUGCCGAAGAGUGGUGGUUGGCGACGUCCCAUCCAGACGCUAUGCAAGCGCUUCUUGAUGCCGGGAUCGCCGUCCAACUCAUUCUUAAGGCUUCAUUGUACAUUGAAGAGUACAGCCAAAGAUACGGGAUGGCUAUCGAUUUUCGAACCCUUUUCCUACGGCAUUGGAACGCCCCACGCAGUGACUUGGGUUGCCAAGGACUCCUUACGGAUGACUGGAAGUUUCUAUUGGGUGAACGGGAAAAUAAACUCGGUCCACAUUUGACACCGAGGGCUAGUCUGAACUCUCCAGACUCUGGAGGGGGCGACCCCAAUUUCCCGCAGUGUGGACGGCCAUCUGAGUGGGGCUGCGCCGUCGACCUUGACAGUUACCUUGUGACCACCCCCAGCCCGUUCCGUUAUGGGUGUUAA